AUGGCAAACGACCUGACCUCCGCCCUAGAGCACGCGGGUGGAAAUGGCCAGAAAACGGAGGGAAUCUCAAUCAAGACGUUUGUGGCGUCACUGGCUACCGCUAUAAUAAUUUUCACUAUUGAAUUUCUCCUGUUCCUGCUUCUCAAAGGGAAGCUCACUCGCAUCUACCAACCUCGAACGUACCUCGUCCCUGAUAGAGAGCGAACCGAACCGUCCCCACCAGGUCUCUUCAAAUGGAUAAUCCCAAUCUUCAGCACGUCAAGCUCCGCCUUUAUCCAGAAAUGUGGCCUGGACGCCUACUUCUUCCUGCGAUACCUGCGUAUGCUCCUUAAAAUAUUCGUCCCUCUCGCUGUUAUUAUACUGCCGACGCUGUUACCGUUGAAUAAGAUUGGCGGAAAAGAUCGAACCUACAAGAAUGGGACCGACACAGGGGACAGGUGGAAUGUGACUGGAUUAGACCAGCUGGCGUGGGGUAAUGUUGCUCCAGAGAACACGCACCGCUACUGGGGUCAUUUGAUCCUGGCGAUAUUUGUCGUUAUCUAUGUCUGCGCCAUCUUCUUCGACGAGCUAAGGAGCUAUAUACGCCUCCGUCAAGCGUAUCUAACAUCCCCGCAACAUCGUUUACGAGCAUCUGCGACAACUGUCCUGGUGACGGCUAUCCCGCAAAAAUGGCUUUCUCUCGAGGCUUUAGAGAAGCUAUACGAUGUUUUCCCUGGUGGAAUCCGGAACAUUUGGAUUAAUCGCAACUUUGAUGAUCUCAACGAGAAAGUCAAAGAGCGAGACAGGCUGGCGUUGAAGCUUGAAACGGCGCUAACCGAAUUGAUCAUCAAAUGCAAAAAGGCUCAAAUGAAGCAGGCGAAAGCAGCAGCGAAAAAGGCCGGGAUCAAAGAUGCCGACAAGAAGGAGAAGGAGGACGCAGAUGCGAAAGCUUCAAGAAUAGCCAUGGGUGCUGGUAUCAGCUCCGGAGACCCUCAUCAAGCCCAUACUCUUCAGGAAAUCUUGCAUGGCGACAAAUUAACUCGAAAAGGAACCAAGACAGACAGACGCAGGCAUAUAAAUCCCCUGGAGCCUGCUAUCGGGUUGGCAGGGGCUGUCGGCCAGGAGGUUGGCAAGCUGGGUAAGUCGGUCUUUGGUACUGUUAUGAGACACGAUCACGCCCAGCAAAAUGGAGACCAGCCUGUAUCAGACGAGUAUACGUCCGACGACAUCGCGACUGCCCACGGCGCGACGGAUCCUACUGACAUAUCUGCGGGAGCUGAAAGAGACUCGCAACCGCGAAGGCCGUUCUGGAGAAGCAGGCCAUCCAACUUAUCCAAAAACAGUAAUCGAACAGAACCAGAUGAGCUGCCCCUUACAGCUCCGGAGACUCCAGUUGUUGACCCAGGGUCGCCUUCCAGCUCAGAAAACGACUCGCCAGUGAGGGCCCGCCCGGACAAAGAUUUUGACCUUGCACGAAACGACGGCGCAGAGACCGAGGAUGAUACGUAUCCGGUGGCAUACAAUGAACAUUUCGAGAAGGAUGAUGCUGGUGAGCCGCUAUGGCAAAAGUAUAUUCGUCCCAAAGACCGUGAAACCAUGCGAUUGCCAAUCUUCGGUAUCAGCUGGAUGCCUUCGCUUUGGCUCAUGGGAAAGAAAGUUGACACCAUCGAUUAUUGCCGCAAAGAAGUCGCUCGCUUGAACUUGGAAAUCGAAAUUGAUCAACAGCACCCCGAAAGGUUCCCACUCAUGAACUCGGCCUUUAUCCAGUUCAAUCAUCAGGUUGCUGCCCACAUGGCUUGUCAGGCAGUCAGCCAUCAUGUGCCCAAGCAAAUGGCUCCCCGCACCGUCGAAAUUUCCCCAGAUGAUGUUAUCUGGGACAACAUGUCAAUCAAAUGGUGGGAGCGUUAUCUACGUACAUUUGGAAUCAUCGCCAUCGUCAUCGGCAUGGUAAUCGGCUGGGCUUUCCCAGUUGCGUUUACCGGUUUACUGUCUCAGCUUUCCUAUCUUGAAGACGCAUUCACGUGGCUGUCGUGGAUAUCAAAACUGCCAGAAUGGUUUAUCUCGGCUGUACAGGGUAUCCUGCCUCCACUAUUUUUGGCUAUUCUCAUGGCAAUUCUGCCACUCCUGCUUCGUUUCCUCUGCCGAGCACAGGGUCUCCACACAGGCAUGGAGAUCGAGCUUACCGUGCAGAAUUACUACUUCGCCUUCCUCUUUGUCCAGCUGUUUCUGGUCGUCGCCAUCUCGUCCAGUAUCACUACCAUCCUCCAAAACAUCACCGAUGUCACAAGCUGGCCGGAUCUUUUGGCGCAGAAUAUCCCCUUAUCAAGCAAUUAUUUCUUCUCUUACAUGAUUCUACAAGCGCUCUCUGUGAGUGCUGGAGCUCUAGUCCAGAUCUUUAGCCUUGUCAGCUGGUUUAUCCUUGCUCCAAUCUUGGAUUCAACAGCUCGCAGAAAAUGGGCCCGGACCACCAAUCUCAACCAGAUGCAAUGGGGUACCUUCUUCCCCGUCUAUACCACCCUUGCAUCAAUCGGAUUGAUAUAUUCGGUUAUUGCGCCUCUGAUCUUGGUGUUCAACAUCAUUACCUUUAGCCUGUUCUGGUUCGUUUACCGAUACAACACGCUAUAUGUCACGAAGUUUCGCUUCGACACCGGUGGUUUACUGUUCCCGCGGGCCAUUAACCAAUUGUUCACUGGUAUCUACGUCAUGGAACUAUGUUUGAUCGGUCUUUUCUUCUUGGUUCGUGAUGUUCAGGGUACCGUUGCCUGCAAGGGACAAGCAAUCGCAAUGAUUGUUGUGAUGGUGCUCACCGCCGGGUUCCAGUUCCUGUUGAAUGAAGCGUUUGGCCCUCUAAUUCGUUAUCUACCGAUCACAUUGGAAGACGAGGCCGUUCGCCGGGACGAAGAGUUUGCCCGCGCACAAAGGGCACGGUUGGGACUUGAUGGUUACGAGGAAGAGGAGGAAGCAGAAGAGGAAAUGGAUACCCUUGAACAUCGACUGAAAGCUCGUGAACGUGCUCAGUUCCAGGAAGAGCAGGAUUCCAGUGACAUUGAAAUGAAGAAGUUUGAAGCCAACGGUGUGUCGAGACGGGCCUCUGGUCUGAGACGCAAGGGGCAGGGCCUCGAUCCUCAGACCGCCGCUAAUCUUAAUUCUUCUCGUCGACCAUCAUGGGCCACCCAUCAGUCUCCCAAUCGGCGUUCUAAAUAUUUUGGUACCAAUUCCGAGCAGGCAGUCCCCACAAUUCAGCGGAUGAGGGAGAAACUUCAGGAAGAUGCUGAAGCCCAGGCUCCUGCAAGAACUCACAAAGGAGCUGCCUUGUUUGCAGGUAUUCACGACGAACUGGAGGAUCUCACCCCUGAUGAGCGUGAUCAACUUGUCCAGCGCGCCUUUCAACACGAUGCACUCCGCGCCAAGCGCCCUGUCAUCUGGAUCCCACGUGAUGACCUUGGAGUUAGUGACGAGGAGAUUUACCGCACUCAGCGAUUCAGCAAGCAUAUCUGGAUUAGCAACGAGUACCAAGCACUUGAUGGAAAGGGCCGGACUAUCUUUAGCCGCAGCCCACCCGACUUCUCUGAGGUGGAUCUCAUUCAACUAUAA
Messenger RNA from Aspergillus calidoustus, 3573 nucleotides. The record is from the annotation of a GenBank genome assembly. Lineage: Eukaryota; Fungi; Ascomycota; Eurotiomycetes; Eurotiales; Aspergillaceae.